GCGCGGUAGGAGGAAGAGAGCGGGCGCGAUGGAAAUAGUUGCGCGGGGAGCAGCAGAGGUGGCGCGUGGAAAGGAAGAAGAUAGUCGCGCGGAGACGGAUGAAACGCGUCGGGAAGAUGGUAGGAGAAGUAGAGGAAAGGUAGAAGGGGAAGAAGAAGAAGGAGAAGGAGAAGAAGAAGGAGAAGAAGGAGAAGAAGAAGAAGAAGAAGUAGGAGGGAAGGAGGAGGAGACAACGAACGAGAAGGAGAAGGAAAUGGCAGGAGACAAGGAUGAGCGUGGGGAGGAAGAAAAAGCAACCGCGCAAACGCAGCGCGGCUCGGGAGAGAAUGCGCGCGGACAGAAGAGCACGCAGGGCGGAAAUGGAACGCGCGAGAAAGAAGAUCGUUGCGCAGCAGGAGAUGGCCGCACAGUGCAAGCAGGAUGGCGCGCGGGGAGCAUCGAAGAGAUUGUGCAGAGGAAGCAGUGAAGUGGCGGAGAGCGAGAGGAGGAGUGCUAGAAAGGAGGAGAAGAAGCGCGAAGGAGAAAAAGAAGAAGAAGAAGAAAAAGAAGGAGAAGAAGAAGAAGAAGAAGGAAGAGGAAGAGGAAAGAAGUAGGAGAAGGAGAGAGGGGGAGGGGAGCAGAUACUUACCUGACACGCGA
Messenger RNA from Chara braunii, 639 nucleotides. Lineage: Eukaryota; Viridiplantae; Streptophyta; Charophyceae; Charales; Characeae. The record is from the annotation of a GenBank genome assembly.